AGAAACCAGUAGGCUUCGGUGAACAUCUGUCUCGCAUGCGAGUCGCGCUCUGAUUGGACGCAUCCCCACCAAGAGGAUAUAGUGUCAGCUGUAUAAAUUGUUCGAAUGAUCGGCACAUGUCACGUGAAGAAGCAGAAGGAAUCACUUGUUGUAAGUUUCAUAGAGGAACCAGUGACUUAAUAGUACACAAUGUCUGCAGCAGGGUUUCUACCGAACGAUUCUUCCUUUGCAACGAGAGCAAUUCAUGAUGGCCAAGAUCCGGAAAAAUGGUCCUCGCACUGCAUGAUACCGCCAAUAGUUAUGUCAACUACUUUCAAACAAUCAGAGCCAUGUGUAUUUAAGGGAUAUGACUAUAGUCGCGGUGGAAAUCCAACAAGGGAUGUUCUCGAAUCUUGCCUAGCCUCUCUAGAUGAUGCUAAGUAUGGCUUGGCAUAUGCUUCAGGACUUGGAGCAACUACUACUGUUAUUCAUCUCCUCAAUGCUGGUGAUCAUUUUGUUGCCAUGGAUGACUUGUAUGGAGGCACAGUUAGAUACUUCAACAAGAUUGUGAAGAGAAUGAACAUAAAUGUCACUUAUGUUGAUGGCUCUGACCAUAAUGAGAUAGAGGCAGCAAUAAGAGACAAUACAAAGUUAAUAUGGAUAGAAACUCCAACAAAUCCUUUAAUGAAAGUGGCAGAUAUUAAGAAGAUAUGUGACAUUGCACACAAGAAAAACAUUCUAGUUGCUGUUGACAAUACAUUUUUGACUCCAUACUUUCAAAGACCAUUGAACUUGGGUGCAGACAUGGUUGUCUAUUCCUUGACCAAAUAUAUGAAUGGCCACUCGGAUAUAAUAAUGGGAGCAGUGACCACAAAUAAUCAAGAAGUGUAUGAGAACCUUAAAUUCUUACAGAAAUCCAUGGGUAUUGUUCCUUCUCCAUUUGAUUGUUAUUUAGUGAACAGAAGUUUAAAAACUUUGCACAUAAGGAUGAAAGAACACAUGGCAAAUGGCCUGGCAGUUGGAAAAUUUUUAGAAAGCCAUCCUUUAGUUGAAAAGGUUAAUCACCCAGGCCUGCCAGCGCAUCCACAGUAUGAACUGACACUGCGACAGUGCCAUGGUCACAGUGGAAUGAUCUCAUUUUAUAUAAAAGGUGGCCUAAAAGAAGCUAAGCGUUUUCUGAGUGCUCUAAAAGUCUUCACUUUAGCAGAGAGUUUAGGUGGAUUUGAAAGCUUGGCUGAAAUUCCCUCCCUCAUGACACAUGCUUCUGUCCCACCAGAGCAGAGAGAGAAACUUAGAAUUACAGACAAUCUGAUACGUUUAUCAGUUGGCCUCGAGUCCUCAGAAGACCUAAUAAAAGAUUUAGAUCAAGCUCUUCAGGCCAGUGCAAAAUGAAGGGACCACUCCAUAUGAUGUUUGCCAUAGUCAAUUUUUGUGAGGAAAAAGUAACAAAAUAAAAAAAAUGCCAUAUUUUUAGAGGAUUCAUAUUAUUACAGAAAUGAAAAUGCUAAAUUGUUAUUUCAUUUGGAGAAGAAAGCUCUGAUGAAGACAGUCAAUACAAAGUGAAUGAGAUGGCACGGUGCUAAAACAAAGGAUCAGUAUUUGGAAGGGCAGGUGUUCUACUUUUGCCCUCCCCUUCCAAAUCUAGUCGUCCACAUUUUACUUUCCAUAAUUUCCUCUAAAGACAAAUUCCAAUGUAGUUCCUUCCAAAGGUAACGACCAGUUUCUCCACCAUUCUACCCCAAUACGAGCUUGUGCCCACUCUCCAUUAACAUCAGAUCAUCGUUCCUUACCAUAAACAAAAUGCAGCAGACAUCUAGUACAGGCAUCGCUCAUUGUGUGGAGAGAUCCCACCUUUAUGAUCCACUGCAUUCAUGUUUUACACUAUUACAGAAAUGUGAUACUUUACUGGCUUGGUUGAGCAUUUCCAUCUUUGGCUUCCCAAUCAUUUGUUGAUUAGUCUAUUGCAGCAGUGUGAAUGUAAGGAAAAGCAAGGUAUUCUACAUUCAAAUAUGGGGAGUGUAUCGUAUUACAUUUAUGUUGCUGCACAAACUACAAAAAAAUAUUAUACUGAAAUGAUCUCUUCUAACCAGAGCUGUACCUAAAUUGAGCAUCUAAAACUGAAUUUAAAAAAAUAAAAAAAAUAUAGAUAUGUCUGUUCUAUCAGCCAUCCAGCUCCUUUCUGUGUAAAACUGUGUAUAAUUGAUUGAAUGUUUUCCCAGCCAAUGAGAUCUGUUUAUAAUUUGAAACUUCUUCCUUACUUCUCUUCAUAUGAACUGGCUGAAUUACUAAUUUUUAAGGUACUUGAUAUGUUUUCACUAAUACUACAAUUAAUAAGAUGGUUUAGUGAUUUCACUGGCACAUUUCUUUAACACCACAAUCAAGAUACCAUCCUAUCCAGAUGAUUGUUUGUUCUUUUAACAUGUUAAAAAAGUCAAAUAUCUCCUGCUGAAUCACCUCCACAAAUCUUAGCACUAAACAAUGUUUGAUGAUAUUUGGUGUGUCAACCUGUAGGUCUAUAAUGGGGGAUGGUUGGUCAAAAUGAGAGGGAAAGUACUUAUUCAACAAAUUAUGUAACGCAUUGAGAUCCUUCACUUUGUGGUCUUCGUGUGUUGUGCUGACUGGUUCACUUUCCAACUCGUUAUUGGUUUUACUACAUUUAUUGGUUAUUUUCCAGGAUGCCUUACCUAUGUUGGCUGAAUUCUCUACUACAUAAUUGUUUGUUUCAUAAAGUGUAAAAGGUAUGCUUUAAAGUCGUCGUCCCCCCCUCCCCCUUUUCCUUGACUGUACUUUUCCAUAAAAAUUUGAGGGUGGAUUAAAUAUAAACUGGAAUUUUUGUUUUA
Schistocerca nitens (vagrant locust) is the source of this 2819-nucleotide messenger RNA. It is a transcript of the gene Cth, whose product is annotated as cystathionine gamma-lyase. Gene Ontology annotation, biological process: transsulfuration. The transcript is spliced from 8 exons. Gene Ontology annotation, cellular component: cytoplasm. Gene Ontology annotation, molecular function: cystathionine gamma-lyase activity; pyridoxal phosphate binding. Lineage: Eukaryota; Metazoa; Arthropoda; Insecta; Orthoptera; Acrididae. The record is from RefSeq and is a predicted model, not a curated record. The coding region runs from base 190 to 1371 and encodes 393 amino acids.